CAUAGUGUUGCAACAGGGACAAUGUCUUGCCUGUUUUUAACAUGCUGUGUCUUACUUUUAUUCUUUUUUGAAGUGCAUUGUCUGAGAACAGUGAUUGGAGUGGUGGGCCAGACGGUCACUCUGCCCUGCAAAUACAAUGCCAGGAGUCACUCCAUCACCACCACCAGCGUCUGCUGGGGCAGAGGGGAGGUGCCCUGGUCCAAAUGCUCGCAGACCGUCCUGGCAACCGACGACGAUGGCUCAAUCAUGUACGCCGAGUCUGACAGAUUCCAGCUUCGCGGAAAACAAGCCAAUGGAGACGUCUCUCUCAGCAUCGGGAGGCUCCAUGAGCAUGACAGCGGCAUUUAUGGGUGUCGUGUGGAGUUACCUGGCUUUUUCAAUGACCUGAAGAUCAACGUCCAUUUGAUUGUCAUUAAAGGAGUUCCAGUGCAGUCCACCACUCAGGACUUGAACUCACAACCUCCAGUAUCCCUCUGGCAUGGCAGCACAGACUCUGAAUCCCACAUCCUCACCACCACUCCUGGUACAGUUCAAUCUCCUGCACCAUUUGAUGAGCAUUGGCCCACUGGGGUGGACUACGAUGAGCCAGUUGUAGACUCUGUCAUCUCAAAGGAGAGCACACUCAUCUUCAGACCAGAGACCAUUGCCAGAACAGCAGUUGUGGCCCUCAUGACCGUGGCAACACCAGCCCUGCUUUAUGGCUUGACAAAACUACUAAAGAAGAGGAAACUGCAGGAAGAAACGGCCUAAGCCUUCUGAACCUUAUCAAGAUCUACUGUAGGCCUACAACUUAUACCCCAUAUUUGGUUGUCUGACUGAAUGAAUGAGGAGGUUGUUGAAAUCGAAAUGAAUCACACAUAUGUAAAAUGUCUGAAUUAAUUAAGUAUGACAGUACAGAAAUUAGUUAAUAAAAAUCAGAAAUUAAUAGAAAUUAAUUAAUAGAAAGUGUGUGUGACAGAAUAAAAUAGCACAGUAGAAAUGUUUCAAUGUGCUGUCAUUUAAGGUCCUGUGUGUUGCAGGCCUAGUAGGCCAAGUUUAUUUUCUGCUGUUACAGUAAUAACUCAUCUGCAAUGCUACCACCUUGUGCCUGUAUAGGGUAGUGUUUUUUCCCUUGUCUUUCCCAUCAGUGCAAUUUAUCUGAAUAAUAAACA
This is a messenger RNA of Engraulis encrasicolus (European anchovy), 1151 nucleotides long. RefSeq names its product hepatitis A virus cellular receptor 1 homolog. Gene Ontology annotation, biological process: apoptotic cell clearance; cytoskeletal rearrangement involved in phagocytosis, engulfment. The record is from RefSeq and is a predicted model, not a curated record. The transcript has 7 exons. Gene Ontology annotation, molecular function: phosphatidylserine binding. Bases 22 to 750 code for a protein of 242 amino acids. NCBI's taxonomy places the organism in Eukaryota, Metazoa, Chordata, Actinopteri, Clupeiformes, Engraulidae.